AUGAACAAUUUACAAAUUAUUGAUAUUCUCGGUAAAGGUGCUUAUGGUCAAGUCUAUUUAGCCAGAAAUGAACAAGAAAAUGAACUUUAUGCCAUCAAGUCAAUUCACACCAAGCUAGAGAAGAACGAAAUUGAACUCCACCAACGAUUGUCGAAUCAUCCCAACAUUAUUUCUUUAAAGAAAGUGAUACGUCAAUCAAACAGCACAACACAGCUUGUGCUAGAAUAUGGACCCGAAGGUGAUUUAUUCUCUGCCAUCACUGAAAGAGAUUUGUAUGCAGGCAACCAUCCUCUGAUCAGAAAAGUAUUUCUUCAACUUAUUGAUGCUGUCAUACAUUGUCACGAAAAGAAUGUAUAUCAUCGCGACUUGAAACCUGAAAACAUUUUAGUCUUUGAGGGAGGACAAACGGUCAAAUUGGCUGACUUUGGACUAGCAACCACUGACAGUGUGUCUAAAGAGUUUGGCUGUGGCUCCACAUUUUAUUAUUCACCAGAAUGUCAAGGUGACUUGCUUCAAAAUAACGCACACCGCAUUGGUUAUGCCACUGCGCCUAAUGAUGUAUGGGCACUUGGUGUCAUCCUUGUCAACUUGACCACAGGUAGAAACCCAUGGACUCAAGCUUCUCUUCGGGAUGAAACAUUUCGUGCAUAUCUCUCAGAUCCCAAUGAAUUUCUUCUUUCCAUCCUUCCUAUCUCGCGCGAACUCAACCGUAUUUUAAGGCGUAUUUUCUGCAUUGACCCUAUGCGUCGCAUUACUCUUGCUCAGCUCAGAGAGAAGAUUUGUAAUUGUAAAUAUUUUACACGUACAGCAGAGGUUGACCAAUACGAACGUAUGUGUAUCCAACAAAAAAUGAUGGCCUUGAACAAGCGCUAUCAACAAAAGCAAGAAAAGAUGAUGAAGCAAUUUGCUGUUGUCGAACUGCCUCCUUCUCCACCUGCUACACCUUGCUCGGAUCGAUCGCUUUCUAAAGAACAAGAC
Gilbertella persicaria is the source of this 978-nucleotide messenger RNA. Its product is annotated as kinase-like domain-containing protein. Gene Ontology annotation, molecular function: ATP binding; protein serine/threonine kinase activity. The record is from RefSeq and is a predicted model, not a curated record. Gene Ontology annotation, biological process: intracellular signal transduction; protein phosphorylation. The transcript has 2 exons. Lineage: Eukaryota; Fungi; Mucoromycota; Mucoromycetes; Mucorales; Choanephoraceae. The annotation marks the transcript as partial.